Molecule: messenger RNA, 1136 nt
Organism: Morone saxatilis (striped sea-bass)
Lineage: Eukaryota; Metazoa; Chordata; Actinopteri; Moronidae
Gene: gtf3c6
Product: general transcription factor IIIC, polypeptide 6, alpha
Biological process (GO): transcription by RNA polymerase III
Cellular component (GO): transcription factor TFIIIC complex
Source: RefSeq, a predicted model, not a curated record
CAAAUACAGUUGGACAUGGACAAAUACUGUUUUGAACCCACGAACCCAACGGAGCACACACAGCCUACACCGACCUCAAGGACUUUAAAUAUGGAAGAUGAAUGGGAAGAGGAGGAGCAGCUUGUUGUGGUGGAGCUUUCUGGUAUUAUCAACAACGACUUUCUGUCCAAAUUUCGAGGCACAUGCAAGAUACUGGAUAUUGACAGCGAGAAGCCCAUGAUGCAGGUUGGACAAUAUGUGUUUGCAGGGGAAUAUGAAGAUGCUUUGGGAACGUGUGUGCUGUUCGAGGAGGGAACACGUAAAGGAAAAGCAGACAGUGGUCCAGAGCUCAAGUACAUGUGCCACACUGUGAAGAAACUGAUGAUGCAACGAAUCUUCCUCACUGAGAAGAAAGAGGGUGAAACUGGCACAGGAAGUGGUGAUAGUGGUGAACAACAGAAGGACACAACCUGCCGGUCUAACCAAGAAGAAAGUGCCACCCAACAGGAAGAGACGGAUGAAGACAUGGACAAUGCAGAUUUGGAAGAGUCAGCAGUGGAUUGAAAACUUUCUACAAGUAUCGAGUCACUAACAUUUGUGAGGCUGUGAGGGAGUCGACAGUUGAAUUCAUGCAGUUCAGCAGUAAUAAGGAGAAGUGUCAGUACUACUGUAAGUGUUGCUACUUCCCCAGAAACAUAUGAUGACUCUUCGUCACAGAGUCUCAGAAUAAGUGAAUUUGUAAUAUUUGAUAUACAACAUAAAUAUGGAUAGCCUAAAGUGAAAACAGGCUUUUACAAACUAUCAAGUAUUCCUUUCAGAUACACAUAGGAGGGUCUUGGGAAUGGCAGUUACAAUGGUGGGCGCCCUCGGCUUAGUAGCAGGAAUUCCUGUUAUUGUGCUUUUCAGAUAUCAUCAAUUUUUGCUUCCACUGAUCACGAUGUAUAUUAUAUACCAGCUGGGAGGGAGAGAAAUCUGCUUCAGCUGUAAGGUUAUAGUAGAGAUGUGCCCAUUGGACACAAUGAGUCAUUUAUACAUUCGAAGAAGUGAGAAGAGUACUGGACUUUAAAAUAUGCAGUUGCUAUGUUUCUGAUUUGUGGCUAUUGAUUUACAGUGUUCGAGCCAAAAUAAAUAAAAGCGUUUCAUUUGUUGCUCACUCA